CAACACGAGACGGCAGACGGGAGGUUUCUCACUGUAUGCAAGGACGGAACAAUCUGCUUCUGGAGAAGCAACUACACCAUCCAGAGAAUGGUGCAGGUGGAGAGCACAAGGUCAAGGUUCACGUGGGUCACUGACCUAGUAGUCAUGGCGAACAUCAACAAGCUAAUGGUGUCGUUCACCGACAACACUCUUGCGGUGUACGAUAUCAUGACCUUUGACCUCCAGCAGCAGGUGGUUGGACUCCGGAACUGCAUUCUGACUCUCUACUAC
This is a messenger RNA of Geodia barretti, 270 nucleotides long. The record is from the annotation of a GenBank genome assembly. Lineage: Eukaryota; Metazoa; Porifera; Demospongiae; Tetractinellida; Geodiidae.